This is a messenger RNA of Penicillium waksmanii, 2463 nucleotides long. Its product is annotated as putative C6 transcription factor. NCBI's taxonomy places the organism in Eukaryota, Fungi, Ascomycota, Eurotiomycetes, Eurotiales, Aspergillaceae. The transcript has 5 exons. Gene Ontology annotation, cellular component: nucleus. Gene Ontology annotation, biological process: DNA-templated transcription; regulation of transcription by RNA polymerase II. Gene Ontology annotation, molecular function: DNA-binding transcription activator activity, RNA polymerase II-specific; RNA polymerase II cis-regulatory region sequence-specific DNA binding; zinc ion binding. Bases 1 to 2463 code for a protein of 820 amino acids. The record is from RefSeq and is a predicted model, not a curated record.
AUGGAGAUCCAGGGCCUUGGAAGUUCACCAGCUGAGCGGCCCAAGAAGCGCAGACGCCGUACAAACGCGUGUCAGCCGUGUCGCAGCCGUAAGCUACGCUGUGACCGCGAGUAUCCCACGUGUACCCGGUGCUCGAAAGGCAGGACGCCCUGGAAGUGUGUUUAUGAAGAUGGAUUUCUAUGGCAAGCUCCCGCCACAGUCGGCGCUUCAAAGCCAUCUAAUCAAGGGCCCACCGUUCCCCAACCUGAACAGACCAUUCAGACGCCAACAGACUCGGGUUUGACGGUGUCGACUCGGCCGGACGCACUCGUUUCGACCACCAACCUCGGCCUCGGCCCUACGCUGGAUGCUACACCUCAGGAUGGCCCACACCAGCAUGAGCCGGAGAAUCGUACUCAGCAUCAUCAAAGCCACCUACAUAAUCAUCACCAUUCAUUUUUGCACCCACAUCCUCGGGGAAGGCACUCCGGGCCAGAGCGUGGAUUUCUAGAGACUGUUCUCGGCGCGCCCAAGGCGGCGGUUAACCAGGAACCGUAUGUGAAUACGGGCUUGUUGCAACGGCAAAAACGAUCUGCGCCGGAAUCUGACUUGCCUUUCACGUCGCAGGUCGACAGUGAAGACAUCGACGAGGCAGACGAGGAAGAUACCUUGUCGCCGUCACAUCAAUUGGAUCUUUCGCCACGUAUAAUGAUGAGGGGCCGCGAGACGAAAACACGUUAUAGCGGGUCGGGCAUCUAUGCUAACCUUAUCGCUCAGUUUCCCGAUAUUAGGCCCUUUGCUGAAGAGAUCAGAGUAACAAAUCCGAUCCUUUCUCAAGUCAGCCCCGAUUUAGUUCGCGUCAAGAAGGGACUUUGGAAACGGGUACCUCUCAACACGCCUUUCCCUGAGCCCACGGCGGCAUCAUUGAUCGCUCUCUUGCCAUCACGUGGUGUUGUUGACGAGCUCGUUGGUUUAUAUAUAACAUACAUCGAAUGCCAACACCGCAUCCUUCAUGCCCCGUCGUUUCGACGGGAAGUGGACCAAUUCUUUGCCCUGAUGGAUAAUCCUAGCAAUGUUUCUACCGGAUUUCUAGUGCAGCUUCUUCUCGUUCUUGCGUGUGCGUGGAAUCUUGCGGAUGUAGGUAGUUUGCAGGAGAAGAGCCCAACCCCGCUCAAAUGCUAUACUGCCGUUGAGUGGGUGCUUCAUGCAGAGAAGUGGAUCGACAAUGCGCAAAUAAAGCGGCCGGAGAUCACAGCCUUGCGGCUAUACAUCUUGCUGGUAGUUGCGCAAAAUUGCUUCGGAACCAAGCGCAGCAAAGCUUGGCUUUCAACGGGUACCCUCAUCAGACAGGCAAUGCUAGCGGGGUAUCAUCGGGAUCCUAAUAAGUAUGCCCGUAUCUCUGUCUUCAAUAAGGAGAUGCGCCGGCGGAUAUGGAUGACCAUUGUGGAACUUGAUCUCCAAGUCGCUAUCGAUCGAGGCAUGCCUCCGAAUAUCCAAAGUACAGACUACGAUACUCUCCCUGCACUAAACAUCAACGAUGAUGAGAUUCAUGAGGGAACCACGGAAGCCCCUCUGGGCCGUCCUCUUAGUGAGAUCACCGAUUCUUCGUUUGCAACGAUCAUGUACCGGUCGCUGCCCAUUCGACUCAAGGCAUGUCAACUCAUGCACUCUCCUCGAAUCAGCUGCCGCUACGAAGAAAUACAGCGGUUAGACUGGGAGCUCAGUCGACACUUUUCGCGGAUUCCGGUAUGGUCGGUAUCGGAACCCAACGAUCAUGCCAGCCAACUCAAGGUCACCCUUUGGAAAGCCAUGAUCGAGACAAGGCUAGCACAAAGCCUUCUUUCUAUCCAUACCCCAUUUGCGAUCGAGGCGCACCGGGAGGCGCUCUUCGCACCCUCGGCCCGUUCCCGCCUUGACGCAGCGGUGAGGAUUCUCACAACGCAAAAAAGACUAUAUGAAAUCUCACAGCCACUGUCACUUUGCAUGCUGGGGGAGUGGACCGUUCAGGCCUAUAUCUCGAUUUGCCAGCUAUUAUACUUGGCGAAGGAGAAGACCACUUGUAAUCCUUCCAGCCCCACGUUCACACUCCAUACACUACCCGGCCUUCCAGAUUCUCUUAUCUCACUCGUCGAGAUAGCUCUCGUAUGCCUUGAAAACCGCUUCUUACUUGUCGUCAAGGGCGCAAAGGAUUACUUCUUCCUCUCAACAAUCGUCGCCCUAGUCAAGUCCAAAGUCUGGCCGGCUCAACACUCUUCACUCGACAUGCUACCUGUGAACAUCUGGGGGGGCCCCGGAAUGGGCAGUUUCAAAGAUAACCAGGUCGCUACUUUUGUUUCGACGCCAGGCAUGGCGACCGUGAUGCCAUCCGACUUUGAUGGCAUUCUUCCACCGUCGAAUAUGGUCGUACCGCCACCUGAUGCUUUCGAUCCCUUCCUCGACGUUUUCGACUGGGAGGAUCUAACGGGGAUUGCAUUGGGCAAUUAA